Messenger RNA from Prorocentrum cordatum, 414 nucleotides. NCBI's taxonomy places the organism in Eukaryota, Dinophyceae, Prorocentrales, Prorocentraceae. The record is from the annotation of a GenBank genome assembly.
AUGCUUCUCGGGCUGAAUACGGUCUGUGACAUCUACUUUACCGGUGCGCUUGAGGAGAUGGUGACGGAGUGGCAGAUCAAACCUGACGUGGCCGGCGCCACGUUCAUGGCUGCAGGUGGGUCAGCGCCUGAGUUUUUCACCGCGCUGAUCGGUACCACUAUCGCAAUGAGUGAUGUGGGCUCCAGCACAAUCGUUGGCUCCGCUGUGUUUAACGUGCUCUUCGUGAUCGGCCUCUGCGGCUUUGUUGCGAAAGAGGCGAUCGAGCUGACGUGGUGGCCACUCUUUCGGGACUGCACGUAUUACAUAUUUGGUCUCAUCAUACUAGCGUUGGUCGUCAAGGACAGGGAAAUCGCCGUUUGGGAGGGCUGCACGGUGGCGGAUUGUUUGCCGCCUACAUUGUGUAUUGUACCAUAA